AUGCUGAUCUCUUCUUCUUCAUCCCAGGAGUUAUUGCACCAGUUGCCCUUUCAGCCCACGCAAGAUGAUCUCCACUUCCUCUUCAAACAUUUCCGGAGCACGGAGAGUGUGGCGGAUGAAGAGGGAGCGCACCCCUUGCCCGUUGUCAGGCUCCGCUCACGCAGUCUCAGCCCUGGACGGACCUGUGGAACAUUUGACAAUGAAAUUGUCAUGAUGAAUCAUGUCUACAAAGAGCGUUUUCCUAAGGCGACAGCCCAGAUGGAGGGUCAGCUGCUUGACAUCAUUGCAGAGUGUUCCCCAGGCACUGCUCUGCCCCUGGCUGAUGGUGUGCUGGGAUUCAUUCAGCACCAGCUGGUGGAGCUCGCCAGAGACUGUCUGGACAAGUCCCAGAAAGGCCUGGUCACCUCCAGGUACUUUGUGGAGCUGCAGGAGAAACUGGAGAGGCUGCUGCACGAGGCGUAUGAGCGUUCAGAGAGCGAGGAGGUGACCAUCAUCACCAAACUGGUGAAGAAGAUUCUUAUCAUCAUCUCCAGGCCAGCCCGGCUCCUGGAGUGUCUGGAGUUUGAUCCAGAGGAGUUUUACCAGCGUUUGGAGGUUGCAGAGGGUCAAGCCAAGGUGGGCCAGGGCAUCAAGACUGAUAUUCCCAGAUACAUCAUCAGCCAGCUCGGCCUCACCAGGGAUCCCUUGGAAGAGAUGGUCCAUCUGGAGCAGACGAGUCCCAGUCACAGAGCUGGCAGCAGAGACUCGGAUGACACCGGAGAGGCGACACUUUUACAGAGCCGAACAGCCUGCACCCCUCCUCGUAGGAAACCACUGGAGAGUGACUUUGAGACCAUCAAGCUCAUUAGCAAUGGCGCCUAUGGGGCUGUAUAUCUGGUGCGCCACAAGGAGACCCGUCAACGUUUUGCCAUGAAGAAGAUCAACCGGCAGAACCUGAUGCUUAGGAACCAAAUCCAGCAGGUGUUUGUGGAGCGAGACAUCCUCACUUUUGCUGAAAACCCAUUUGUGGUUUCUAUGUUUUGCUCUUUUGAGACGCGGAGGCACCUCUGUAUGGUCAUGGAGUAUGUGGAAGGUGGAGAUUGUGCCAACCUGCUGAAGAACAUUGGUCCUCUGCCUGUGGACAUGACACGGAUGUAUUUUGCAGAGACUGUCCUGGCUUUAGAAUACCUCCACAACUACGGAAUUGUGCACAGAGACCUCAAACCUGACAAUUUGUUAAUCACCUCCAUGGGACACAUUAAGCUGACAGACUUUGGGCUGUCGAAGAUCGGUCUAAUGAACAUGACCACCAACUUGUAUGAAGGACACAUUGAAAAGGAUACCAGAGAGUUCAUCGACAAACAGGUGUGUGGUACUCCAGAGUACAUUGCUCCAGAGGUGAUCCUGAGGCAGGGCUAUGGGAAGCCAGUAGACUGGUGGGCAAUGGGUAUCAUCCUUUAUGAGUUCCUAGUGGGCUGUGUGCCUUUCUUUGGAGAUACACCAGAACAGCUCUUUGGUCAGGUGGUCAACGAUGAUAUCAUCUGGCCAGAAGGGGAGGAUGCUCUGCCAGCUGAUGCCCAGGAUCUUAUCACCAGGCUACUGAGACAGUGCCCUAUGGAGCGCCUGGGAACAGGUGGAACCACUGAGGUGAAGAUGCACAUGUUCUUCGUGGGUCUGGACUGGAACGGCCUCCUGAGGCAGAAAGCUGAAUUCAUACCUCAGCUAGAGACUGAUGAGGACACCAGUUACUUUGACACCCGAUCAGAGCGCUACUGUCACCUGGACUCCGAUGACGAUGAUGAAACCAAUGAUGAUGAAUCAUCUCUGGAGCUCCGACAGUUCUCCUCUGUUGCCCACCGCUUCAGCAAGGUGUACAGCAGCACAGAGCACCUGUCCACCUCCACGCCGUCAAACCAGAGCCUGUCGUCAUCCGAGCGAAGCCACAGUGAGGAGAAGGAGGAACGAUGGGAGGGAAGGGGAGUCCUCUCCCCUGGUGAUGGACACAAAAACUUGGCUACUGGAGACAAGAGGACAGAUGGACACAGGACGAGUCUGCGUCCUCGUGCUUCAUCCAGCUCCUCCCAGUCAGAGCGCAGUGCCAGCCCACUGGUGAUGAACAGCACUCAGAGCCUUGACAUCAUGCCUCGCUUUGCCAUCUCUGCCGAGGAGGAAGAUGGGAUGGUUUCGAACUUGCGGCGCAUUCGGCUCCGGAGCAACAGCACAGGCACCAGGCCGUCCUUCCGACGAGGGGCGUCCCGACGCAUUGCCCACCAGCUGGAGACCCCAGAGAAACCCAGAUCCCCAGCUGGCAAAGUCCCCAAGUCUGCCUCCGUCUCUGGCCUUUCUCUCAUCAUCACCCCAGAUGACUCAGCAGGUCCUCCUACUAGUCCCAAAUCGUCUUUGUCCUUGUCGUCCAACCCCUCGUCCAGAGACUCAUCCCCCAGCAGGGAUCUCUCUGUCAGUAUCAGCUGCCUCAGGCCUCCUGUGGUCAUUCACAGCUCAGGGAAGAGGUUUGGCUUUGCGCUACGAGCUAUCAGAGUCUACAUGGGAGACAGUGACGUCUACACUGUUCACCACAUGGUCUGGUGUGUUGAGGAAGGCAGUCCAGCGCACGAGGCAGGACUGAGGGCUGGUGACCUCAUCACUCACGUGAACGGGGAGUCUGUCCAGGGACUUGUCCACACUGAAGUGGUGGAGCUCCUGCUCAAGAGUGGCAACAAGGUGACCCUGCAGACUACUGCACUAGAAAACACUUCUAUCAAAGUGGGUCCUGCCAGAAAGGUGAGCUACAAGUCCAAGAUGGCCCGGCGCAGCAAGAAGAGCAAGAGGAAGGAUGGACAGGACAGCCGACGACGUAGCAUCUUGAAGAAGCUGUCUAAGCAUACGCCUCCUCCACCCAUGCAGAGCAGUCGUAGCUUCUCUUCAGGUUUCCACCAGUCAUCUAGCGACAGCCUCUCUGGCUCCCCCACGCAGAGUCUCUCCCCUGGGCCUUCUACGCCUUGUCGCUCUCCUGCUCCUGACCACUCUGGAGAUUCAAGUUCUUCUCCUUGCUCCAGCUCCCCUAACUCGCCUGUGCCACAGGCCCGUCCCAGUUCGCUACAUGUCUUGGGUCGCUACAACAAAGCUGGCCGCUGCAAGUCCACCACCAGUAUCCCUCCUUCUCCACUGGCCUGCAUCCCACCUCCUCAGCCCCUCUCUCCGCAGUGCUCUCCAUCCUGCCUCCCAAGUCACCCCAAGUCGCUACAGGGUUUCCAUGGCAAGACAUUAUCCCCUCCCACUAUUGCCCGCCAUUCUGUGCGGCCCCGCAGUGCAGAACCACCACGCUCACCACUCCUCAAGAGAGUUCAGUCAGCAGAGAAGCUGACAGGAGACAAGAUGACAGGAGGAUACCAUGGAGAUAGGAAGGCCUACAGCACUCGCCGCCACACCAUGGAGGUGCCCCUGUCUGAGGGGGAGGGGCUGGAGGACAUGGACGGGGACACUGCCACGGGGUUUGUCUGUGUUGGUGAGCACGGCCGUCAGGGGCUGUACAUAGCUGGGCAGAGAGGCCACCAGGACAUGGCCAGUGGAGGCAGCGAGCACCACCGCACCACCGCCUCGCCACAACACCGCAGCGGCAACCACCACUCCAAAGAGGUGGUGGUGAUGAGGAAGCUGGCUCUGUCGGAGAGAAGGGACUCGUUCAAGAAACAGGAGGCCGUGCAGGAAGUGAGUUUCGAUGAUUUGGAGGAGAGAGAAGCAACGCCGAGCCCAACGCUUCCCGUCACACAGCCAAACAUGUUCAAGGCGUCCUGGAUCAACUCGGCCCCUUCAGGAUCAAGUGUGAAGCAGGACGGAAGAGGAUCAGAGGGUACAACAAAAGAGCAGAAAGCAAACUCAAAAGACAAGAAAGGGUUUUAGUUUUGUCACUUUGCCAGGAAAAGUAGGUCCACGAAGAGACUGAGAAAAGGAAACCUGCUACUGUACAAUUUGAAGGCCUUGCAUGUGUGUCCAUAAAACUGUGACCAAGUACCAAAUCAUAACAAGCAACUGCUUGAAGACUGAAGAGCAAAUUAACAUGGGCGGUUCUCAGUAAUAUAUGCAUCCUGCAACACUGUUAACAGAAUAAUGACUGGUAAAUAUUUCCUACAUGCUUGUUUUCUUGCUUGGUUCUGAAAUCACUGUGGCACCUGUAACGGAUGUAUUUUGUAAAUAUUUUUGGUUUUAAAUGAAGAAACUUAUUUAUGACUUUUUUGGUUGCUGAAAAUGGCUCAGAUGCUUCAGCUGUUCUUAGUUCAAGAAUUGCACAAAAGAAAUCCAACAACUUCUCAGAGUGGAUUUUACAGUUGGUGCCGAAAAGAGCAGGUUACAUCAGUCUAGCGUAUCUUUUUUUUUUUUUUUUUUUCAUACCCCAAUGCCUGUCUAGAACUAGGUGUUGUUUUGUGUUCAGAUUGGGUCCUUGAAACAAACUUAUAGUGUUUGUUCUGCAACAUAUAAUUUUGAAUAGAAUUUCAGACAAUACUCUGUGCUGCCUUUCAAAAGAAAUCCAUCAUACAGAUUGUGGUGUUGACCGCUUGGACUCAUCCAUCUUAAACGCAGGCCGUGUAUAAACAUUUUCAAAGGACAAAAAUAUCAACAUCUCAAUAUUUGGAGGCCUAGCUGUGGUUCCAAAGCAUAACCAUAGCAACCAUUUAAAAAGGUACUGUAGUUGUAUAUAAGAAGCUUCAUGCAUGCAUGGGCUGUUCUUCCACUUGCCAUCUGUCCUGUAAAACAAGUGCGUGAGUGCUGACACUCCUCCUAGCAGUGGUUUAAAUCAUAACCUGAUCAACAUAGAUGUGUGUAGAUGAAGCUGUUGUCUCUGUCCUCUAAUACCUUAUGGGAACAAGCCUCCGUCCAGCUCCUUACAAACCUAGUCUAGCUGAAGUGUUUGCACAAGUUGUUGUAGUAGCGGUAUAACCGUUUAUAUUUCAGGAUGCUCUCCUACUCUGUGGGAUUCAGAACUUGUACAGUGGAUGCAACAAACAAAUCUGGCUCCCUUGGCUGUUUUUAUUUUUAUGUGUGUUAUGAAUGAAUGUUUACAUUUUAGUGCAAAUAUGUGUGUUGACUUUGUUAAAUUAUUGUGAAAAAAGUGAAUGACAGAUAAUUCAACCAGAGGCCCUGAGUGGAUGAAGAAAUGGGUAGAAGUGAUUUCCUUUUUGUAUAUUUUGAUAUGGAAACAGUCUUGUUGCAGUACUAAUAACCAAUGCUGUUGACGUAUAUUGUAUAAACAAUGGUGGACCUUAUAACAGCUGUUGGUAGUGUUUUUGGAAAGUGACCUUGUAAGGGUAGACAUUUUGUAAUGUCACUUAAGUGGCAGGAUCUUGAUCUCAUGUUGCGAUCAUGCUCACAGUAUGGUGCAUGCUUCACAUCCCAAUAUAAUAUUCCCACAAUUUUACAAAAUAUUUUUUAAGUUAUUAAUCUCAUCGAAUGGACGAUUCUUAAUCUAAUCUGUGAUCUUUAAAAUUUGAUCAGCUAUGUAUUCUUUAUUUUAUAUUUUUGUUCCCAUUUUGCUGUUUUGUUGUUUUUUCAUUCAGGAACUGUUUGGAUCAGCAAACAAAAAUAUCUUAUUUCACAUUCAUUUGUUUAAAGAAGAAAAUUUGGCCCUGUGGCAGAGUGGAGGGAGCUGUUAUUGUGGGAAUUUAUAAUGGACAUUUAGCACGUACUAAACCUUGAACGGUGGUUAUAGAUUGUGGGGGUUAAAAUUAGCAGUUUGUUUGUUGAAAAAACGGUGUGUCUGUGUGGAAUUUGUCACAGAAUUUCUGAUGCAAUAUACAUCUUGGUAUGUUCUUAGGAUUUGAUUUUUUUUUUAUUUUAUUUUAUUUUGCACCAAACCGUCACAGUAUCUCUUAAUUUGUAUCACCAUGCCCUAAAUGUAAAUAAUGUUUUUAAAAUGAAGAGCUCAUUUUGUGUUGAUCUCAGCACUCGUCCACACCAGCAGUUUGGCGUCACACAUCACAAUGAAGCAUCAUGACGACUCUUCUCAUCUCUGUUUUUGUCUGUGUGUGGGUGUGAUAAACUCCAUGUCUUCAUGUCAUUCAUCAGUGGUCAUCCUCCAUAUUUUCCACACUUCUUUUAGUGAGUUUGUGUGUUAAAGUUGUUGCUCCCCAUCUGACCCCUUGUCCCCACAUGACAAACUGGCCUUUGUGAAAUUCCUACCAUGUGGGUAUCUGAUACAGACCGGUGUAACAUUGUAUGUUUUUUUUUUUUUUUUAUUGUCUUAACAGUGCUUGAAAUAAAUGAAUUGCAACAGGACUACAAAGUCCAGGACUACAAA
Molecule: messenger RNA, 6271 nt
Organism: Micropterus dolomieu (smallmouth bass)
Lineage: Eukaryota; Metazoa; Chordata; Actinopteri; Centrarchiformes; Centrarchidae
Product: microtubule-associated serine/threonine-protein kinase 3-like
Exons: 23
Coding region: 1-3879 (1292 amino acids)
Biological process (GO): peptidyl-serine phosphorylation; intracellular signal transduction
Molecular function (GO): magnesium ion binding; ATP binding; protein binding
Source: RefSeq, a predicted model, not a curated record